AUGCUUCCCCGAGUUUUAAUUUGCAGCACAAUUGUCUGGGCACACGACGAUGUCAAGGAGCUACUAGGGGACAUUGCAGAGAUCAUCUACGUCGACGCCCCCGACCGCGCGACUUUCCUGGCAGACUGCAAGCCUGCAGGAAAAUACGCAGGCGCCGUAGGUAUCUACCGCGAGAACGAAUCCGCGAAAAAAAUUGGGGCCUUCGACAAGGAGAUCAUCAACGGUCUACCGUCCAGCGUGAAAUGGAUUGCGCACAACGGUGCAGGGUACGACCCGGUUGACGUGCACGCGUGCAUUGCUCGAGGAAUCUACCUCUCAAAUACUCCUGGUGCCGUUGACGACGCCACGGCCACGACAGCACUCUAUCUGAUCAUCUCCACCCUCCGCCAAUACGCCAUUGCUGAGCGAUCCCUGCGCGCGUUAAAGUGGAAGCCCUCAGGGCUCAACACGAAAACGCACGACGUGUCCGGUCGGACGUUGGCCAUCCUUGGGCUCGGCGGAAUCGGGAUGCGCUUGGCGGAACUCGUCCAAUCGUUCCCGAUGCGCGUGAUCUACCACUCGCGCAGAAAGGUCGCGGACGCCCCUGCGUAUUGCGAAUACUUUGAAAAUGUGGACGAGAUGCUGAAGCAGACGGACGUGCUUAGCGUGCAUGUGCCCCUACGAAAGGAAACGGAGGGGCUGGUGGGCGAAAAAAUGAUUCGGACGUUGAAGCCUGGUGCGAUUAUCAUCAACACGGCACGGGGCAAGGUUAUCGAUGAGGAGGCGCUGAUCAGGGCGCUAGAGGACGGACAUCUAUCAGCGGCGGGUCUUGACGUGUUCCCGAACGAGCCUGAAGUUAAUCCCCGCCUUCUCGAAUUCCCCCAAGUCACGCUGUUGCCGCAUAUGGGCACGGAGAAUCAGGAUUCGCAGCGCAAGAUGGAAGUAAGGGCGCUGACGAACCUGAGGGAUUUCCUGAAGACGGGACAGGGUAAGGACCUCGUCAUUGAGUGGAAGAACCACGCAGCUGCAAAGGUGAAGCCAAGAUUGUAGCUCACCAAAUUCGAAUGGGACUGACAUUGACUCAAGACUGCUUGAUUCGGUUGAUAGUAUGUAUAUAAUAUAUAGAUUAAGAUAUACAUUAUAUAUGCGUGCAUCA
Molecule: messenger RNA, 1135 nt
Organism: Laccaria bicolor S238N-H82
Lineage: Eukaryota; Fungi; Basidiomycota; Agaricomycetes; Agaricales; Hydnangiaceae
Exons: 5
Coding region: 1-1029 (342 amino acids)
Cellular component (GO): cytosol
Molecular function (GO): NAD binding; hydroxypyruvate reductase [NAD(P)H] activity; glyoxylate reductase (NADPH) activity
Source: RefSeq, a predicted model, not a curated record